Molecule: messenger RNA, 4961 nt
Organism: Seriola aureovittata
Lineage: Eukaryota; Metazoa; Chordata; Actinopteri; Carangiformes; Carangidae
Gene: mc1r
Product: melanocortin 1 receptor
Exons: 1
Coding region: 728-1705 (325 amino acids)
Biological process (GO): G protein-coupled receptor signaling pathway
Cellular component (GO): membrane
Molecular function (GO): melanocyte-stimulating hormone receptor activity
Source: RefSeq, a predicted model, not a curated record
UUUUUUUUUUUUUUGCGGCCGUCAGACAUGAGGCCACUGAGACAGAAGCGCAAUCCAGCUGACGUUUCCGUGGGAGGAGGAGUCGUCUCGAGUCUUUCAGGAUCCAGCAUCACUUAGAGAAAUGCUCAAGCAACUCACAGUCUCCAAUUCCCGAGAUACCAAAGACAUUUUGUUGACUGUCACCAUGUUGGUCAGAAUAGUCUGAACUGAUUCAAGGAGUUUUGCGGAUAGGCGGGUCGGGCGCACUAUGAGAGUAAAAAAAACAUCAAUUAUGAACGCAACGCAUUAGUGGAAACAGACAUUUUUAUGGAUUUCUGUUGUGGACAUUUUGCAUCCAUAGAAAAGAAGACUUGUGGCGAGGAGACACACUUUUCACACGGACAAAACACGCGAGCUCUUCCAGACUGCUGCGGUGCGUUAAUGUGACUGUUUACCUCAGCAGCCGCUUAUUUUAAGCUAUUCAAUGGCUGAGAAUAUUAAUGACAUUGCAUUAAACGGCGCGUUUUGGAUAUUUAACAGUUAACGUGUCGAUAAGUACAACAACUGAACAGUCGCUUGAAUUUUCCAGCUGGCUGUAGGGCAACGUGUGACUACAACAGCUGAUGCCGAAGCAUCAUCCAAACCACAGAGAAAACUGAUGAAACUUUUUCACCCAGUUUGACCCUGUGCUGCAGUAAGAUCCACCAGGACAGCCUGUAAACACACAGUCGUCAUACAGAAGUCAGAUAUGGAAAUGACCAACAGGUCCCUGCAUAACCCCUAUCUCCUCCACGUGGAGCUCAGCCCGGUAAAUGACUUUUUGGAGGAGAACGAAACGAACUCUACCGGCGGCGAGCGACACUCUUUGGGCUGCGUGCAGAUCCGCAUCCCCCAGGAGCUCUUCCUGGCGCUGGGGCUCAUCAGCCUGGUGGAGAACAUCCUGGUGAUCCUGGCCAUCAUCAAGAACCGCAACCUGCACUCGCCCAUGUACUAUUUCAUCUGCUGCCUGGCCGUGUCCGACAUGCUCGUCAGUGUCAGCAACGUGGUGGAGACCAUGUUCAUGCUUCUCCACGACCACGGCCUGCUGGACUUGCACCCGGGCAUGCUGCGCCACCUGGACAACGUCAUCGACGUGAUGAUCUGCAGCUCCGUGGUGUCUUCGCUCUCCUUUCUGUGCACCAUCGCUGCGGAUCGCUACAUCACCAUCUUUUACGCGCUGCGUUAUCACAGCAUCAUGACCACGCAGCGCGCCAUCACCAUCAUCGUGGUGGUGUGGCUGGCCAGCAUCACCUCCAGCAUCCUCUUCAUCGUGUACCACACAGACAACGCCGUCAUCGUGUGCCUCGUGACCUUCUUCUGCACCACGCUGGUGUUUAACGCCGUGUUAUAUCUUCACAUGUUCCUCCUGGCGCACGUGCAUUCCCGGCGCAUCACGGCUUUCCACAAAAGCAGGCGCCAAUCCACGAGCAUGAAGGGAGCGAUUACCCUCACCAUCCUGCUUGGGGUCUUCAUCUUAUGCUGGGGCCCUUUCUUCCUCCACCUCAUCCUCAUCCUCACCUGCCCCACCAGCCCGUUCUGCAACUGUUUCUUCCGAAACUUCAACCUUUUCCUCAUCCUCAUCAUCUGUAACUCGCUCAUCGACCCGCUCAUCUACGCCUACCGGAGCCAGGAGCUGCGUAAAACUCUACAGGAGCUGGUCAUGUGUUCUUGGUGCUUCGGCGUGUGACAUCAAGUAUAUUCAAGAGAGGGCAAAUCGGGUCAUUAACAAUGUCGACCAUCUCUUCUUCCUCAGGGGCGCCGCCAGGGAUUAUGGGCUACAUGAAAAGAUAUCACCAUGGGCCCCGCCACCACAGAGCAUGCCACCAAAGGCCAUGCCAACCCUGAAAAUAUAACACUGCGCAGACAUGCAUACAACAUGUUGCAUGGAAUUCACUAUUUGAUGCAAAACUGAUACCCUCUAUAAGAAACGUGUUAAAGGCCGUCUCUUACAGUUUAAAUGUAAUUACAAUGGUCAAACAACAGACGGAAAAUUCCCUGAAAAUAAACAAAUUACCUAAAAUAAUUAUAACUUAAAUAUACAUUAAACUCUUCAAUUAAAAUAAAUUAAAAUUAUUGUUUAGCAUAUAGAAUGAUAUAGCAAACAAAAGCAAAAGAAUAGAAGAUGCAGAAGAUUAUUGGAUCACAUACCAAUCAUAAAAUAAGCAGCUGUAAAAGUGGAAAUGGACAAUGAAAAACAAAAUAAAAAGGCCCGAUGGUGGAGGAAAUGUCAAGUGGUCAUAUAUAAUCAUUAUGUGGACAAAUAAUUACAGUUUUUGAAUUCUUGUCAUUAAAGGAUUUAAUCAUUUUUCUUUUUUUCAUAAUAAUGAAAGAAAUACCAAAUACCAAACCAAUACCUAACCCUAACCCAAUACCAGGGCCAACCUGUUUCACGUUUAAAGGGGAGAAGAAAAAGAAACUUAGUUUUAUGGUAAAUUGUACAUAAAAUAUUCUAUUCUAUUAUAUUAAUGGUGAUAAGUUUAUAAUUUAACAUUGAAAAACCUAAUGUAAUACAUUUUUAGAGCCCCUGUCAGUCCCGCUACAGCGCCCCACCCCACCCCCUCAGGGCCCCUGUUCUACCUGAAUGUACAUUGUGUCUAAAGCUGAAGUAAGCCGUGACUGGUGCCCGCUGUUGAUGCCAUUGGUUGAUGCCCAUGCCAGACAUUGUACAUAACAGACCAAGACUGUAUCUCUGGUCAAGACUCCUGUCGGCUACAUGUCAUUGUGGAUUUGCUGAUUAUUCCACGUGUGGCUUCAGUUUUUAUUUAUUAUUGCAUCACACCAGUCUUGGCUCACGUUCAUGCACUGUAAAACAUCUGGACAUUUAAUCCACUAAUGACUCCCUUAACUAAGAGAGACCCUUAGUUUUGAAACUCUCUGAGUUAAGGGAGUCAUUAGGUCAAUGUAAAUUAUAGUAACUGAUCAGCAAUUUAUUUUUGUUAAGAGUCUUUUCAUGUGUUUUUUCCCCCUGCAAAUCAAAUGGAGUUUUCUUGUAUAUAAAAUGCUUCUUUUUGUUGGUUGAAAUAUGGGAUUUCUCUUAAUUCUGCUUUCACGAGCUAUUGAGAAAUCAAGAAAAGAAACUAAAAACUUGCACUGGAAAUAUGUUAUAUUGUAUCUCUGACCUGAAUUUCUCACUUCAUUAAAUUAAAACCGAAUAUUACUGUGCUCAUCAUUGGGUUAUUUCUAUUUGAAAUUAACCUUAACAAAAGUCUCUGCCUCAGACCUAAAGUUGGAUUAAUUUCUUAAGGAGCGUAUGAUUAAGGUUUUAACAUGCAAGGCUUUUAAGAUAAUGUGAUGUGUUAUAGAGAUGUAAUUACCACGUGAGGUCUAGUGGUCUAUUAUUUUCAUAUGCAACUUUUUCUCCAUUUUGUGUCCAUUUCCUACUGUUAAAAAAACAAAAACAAAAUGAAGCAUUACAUGUAAUGAUAAAAAAGUUGAAAUAACUGCUGCUAAAACACAAUUUUAUUUUAUUUAGGAAUAAACAGACAAAGAUCAUUGAUCCAAGCUGGUAUAAUGAAGCAGGAAAUCAAUGAGAUAUGAAAGGAAAGCUUUGUAGUAGCUUUAAAUGGUGUGAUGCAACUUUAAGAAAAAAAAAGGCUUAUUUGGUGGCGUUGUGUGGGAAUUAGGCUACUCCCCUAAAAAUAAAUGUCCGGAUGAUUGAAGGAAAAAAAAGAUGCAAAAUCACAUGAAUGGCUUUGUAUGAUGGUAGGCCUGAGGCCCAGGGUGUCCGAGGGUUUAUGAAAGAAGGCAUAUCAAAGUUAUAUUUGUGGAAGUUUGUGAGAUUCUCUGAAAUGUGCAAAGAGGGACAGUUUCUUAAAGAGCUGUGGCUGAAUAAUAUGCAUUUGUAGGACAUGUGAUACAUUGGUCCUGAUAUCUAUGGAGAAGUUGUUGUUAAAUAUAUUUUAUUGAAAAUAUAAAUAAUUUAUUUGUUGAAAAAAAUCAAAUAGACAGAACCAGAUGUCAGCCUUGACACAACCUAGAGUUAAUUAACAAUUUCAAUGAGCUAGAUGAAAUUGUCCUGAAAUGUACUAUAGGAUGUAACGCAUAGAUCUGGAAAUCGAGAAGCUUGCAAUUUUAUUCUAUUUUAAUCUUUUACAAAUUUUACUUUAUUCAUCCUAUGAUAAACUAUCAUAUUUUUUAUUUAUCCUAUGGAUUUGUUGUAAAUAGGGCAACAUUUUACACUCUAUUUGACCGGUUUUCCUUUAGAAAAACUGAAAAGCCAUCAUAAAUCUGCGUUUGAGCCAUGAAGUUUAAAAAAAAAAAUCCUGACAGAGUGCUGGGUAUAAAAGUGCUUUGCGGUGGUUUCACAGACAGCUGUUUCCAAAUGAAGGGAAAGACUAACAGAUCUCAUGACUAGGCUGUCUACAAAGACUAAAAUAAGGAUUUCAUUUACAAGUUAUAAAACCAUGCAGUGUGAAAUAUUCAUGUUAAUAUUGACAACAAUGUAGAUUGUUGUUCACUGUAGUUCUUGCUUUUACUGCUGGGGAAUAUAUACUGUACACAAUCCCCACUGUUAUCAAUGAAUUCAGUCCUUGAUAUUUUUCAGUGUAAUUUUUCUAUUGAUUUUGAACUAUAACUGACUUUACCUUUUCUUUUCUUUUUGUAAUAUUCCUAGUGGUAUUUUUCAACACCAUCACUUUAUUUUAUUUAGUUUUUUGGCAUGGGAGUUUUUACAGAGGAUUGCGAAUACAGUAUGGUUGUCUGGUAUCUGCUAUUUACAAAUAAUCUCUUUUAAAAGUAACAAGACGUUGCUGCUCAGUGCUGCAGUAUAUCCCCUAGAGUAAACCUAAUUGAACACAUACUGUAAAGGCUUUGGGUAUAACUACAAAAACUGCGUGUGAAACUGAGUGAAAAAAGAUUGUGUUGUACAGUCACUGUACUGAAGGAAUAUGUAAUAUGUGUAAUCCUUGCAGUUGUUUACAUGUUACAUAUUUGUCUCAAAUAAA